Molecule: messenger RNA, 348 nt
Organism: Funneliformis caledonium
Lineage: Eukaryota; Fungi; Glomeromycota; Glomeromycetes; Glomerales; Glomeraceae
Source: the annotation of a GenBank genome assembly
AUGAAGGGUGGACCAGCUGCGAAUAUAAUUGAAGAAAAUACGGGCCAUGUUGACUAUGCAAUCAAAAAUUAUCAGCGAGAUGUUGGAGGAAAUAAUUUGCAUAACAAACAAAAUCAGGCGACUGUUGAUCAUGGGCUGUUGCUAACUCGGCUCACUAUUUCCCUCCAGAUGAAUAUAAGUAAAAACCGAAAGUCGAUAGGCGUUCGAUCCGAUUACAAUUACGUCUAUGGUAUAAUCAAAGAUGCUAUCAAAGAUAUAGAAUUUCGUAAGAAUGUGAAGAGAGUUUUAGAGGUUAUAGUAGGUUUAUUAAAGGAUAGAGUAGUAGGUAGUGAGGAACCCGCAACUUAG